AAUAUGUACUCGAUUUCUCACUCAGGGUAGAAGUUUUGCACCUCAGUGUUCGAAAAAGCAACCCGCGUUCAGGGUUGCUACACUUACGUUGUCACGUGAUAUCACUAGCCGGAGUAACUCGUACCGACCCGAGUUUAGAGCCCGAGUGAUCAGCAAAGUGCCAUUCUAUCCGUAACAUCUCAUCCGUGUCAUGGCGUCCAACGAUCCGUCCGAUCAGCUGUUCUCCAAGCUGUCCCCGGAGAGCGGCAAAGGCGUCUCUCCGGACGCGGGCAACUACAUCCUGGUGGACGUGUGCGCCAACCUAGUGAACAAGAAGUACAGCCGGGACCUGGACGCCGUCGUGCAGCGCGCCAAGGACGCCGGGGUGAAGAAGAUGCUGGUGGUCGGCACGUCGGCGCACAGCACCAAGGAAGCACUGCGCCUCACUCGCAUGUUCCCGGGCACGCUCUACUGCACCGCCGGCAUCCACCCGCACGACGCCAAGUCCUGGGACGAUGACACGCUGCAGCUACUCCGGGAGGUGGCUUCGAACCCGGAGUGCGUGGGCAUCGGCGAGUGCGGACUCGACUUCAACAAGAACUUUUCGCCGCCUGAGGUGCAGCUGGAGGUGCUGCACAGGCAGGUGGCACUGGCCUGCGAACUCAAGAAACCCCUGGUGCUACACGAGCGAGAUGCCUUCGCCCCGAUGCUGGCCGUGCUCGAGAAGUAUGCGGACCGGCUGCCCCCAACCGUCGUGCACUGCUUCACCGGCACGAGCGAGCAGGCACUCAAGUACAUCGCGAUGGGCUUCUACAUCGGGGUCACAGGCUACCUGUGGAAGGACAAGGGCCCACUGCGGGAGGCCCUGCGAGGUGUGCCCACGGAGCGCCUCCUCCUGGAGACCGACAGCCCCUUCCUGUGCCCCAACCCCAGGGCGGCCCGGCUUGGGGAGUCCCUGAAGUCCGUCCCGAGCCCCCGGGCCCUGGGCCUGGUGGAGCGCUACUGCUCCUUCCAGCGCAAUGAACCCUGCUCGCUGCCGGCCACCCUCGAGCUGUGCGCAGCCCUUCUGGGGCUGGAGCCCCACGACCUGGCCCUUAGGACCACCUACAACGCGCUCAGCCUCUUCGGCCUCGACUAGGUGUCCGCACCGCCGCCGCAGAGAUUCGGGUCCGCCCUGGCCGGCUGUCGAUGGGUGCCGUGGAGGCGUCCUCUGUGCCGCGACACCUGGAACGCGUCUUCAACCGGCGUGUUGAGCAUACCGUACUGCUACGAAAUGAAAGUGGUUCGUUUGUGGCAACAAAUGAUGUCGCACGAGGUGGCGUUUCGUGCUGUCAAAUGUCCCGAUCCCGGCACUUGGCUCUAGAAGUUCCGGCGAAAAUGGCAAGCAAACUCGAGCGUCCCCAUUGUCACUGGCUACCGAAGCUUCGGCAGGCCAUCGUGCUCGAGAGCGACCUGCAGCGGGCAUCUGCCGCAUCCGCCUUCCCUGCUCUGCCGGCACCAAGAUCGUGGCAAGCAACGGCUCUAUGCCAAAGUGACGUCGUCGGGCAAAGCUCGGGGGACUACAUUUGAGGACGCGAUGAGCGCACUGGUCGGAAACGCGUUCCAGGCACCGAACCCUCCCUGCCUGCCUUCGCCUAAGCUUGCUCAUUGGGGCACUGCCUCUGUCGGCAGUUGGAGGUAUGCAUGUGCCGGCUAUAAAUUAAUCGGCUCCAGGAGACUCGGAUGAAAGGCUCUGCCCCUCGUGUGAGAGGUGUUGUCAGUCUUCAAAUAUGUCUCUCGCACGAGGGGCAGGAUGUCUUUUUAAGCUUGUUGUCCCGUUAAGCUCUCCCGUUCCUAUUUCGGACGCUUUUGAGCCAUGCAUUGCUAAAAUAGAAAGGCUUCGUUGGCUUAGACUGCGGCGGGUGGCAGGGCCCGAAAUCUCGCGUCAACCACGUUGUGCCUUUGACCCGCAGAGUUGAGGGCAAUUUCCUCGGCGUUGGAAUGCUGCCAGUCCUUACCAGUCGAACCCGGUUAUAAGGAAGUCGGCGGGAAAUUUUAUUUAUUUAAUUAUUUAGACAUACUGGCAGCUACCAUUCGACAGCUGAGGCAGGGGAGGGUGUACGUACAAAGAAUUAAAGUGUACCAAAAUAAAGUAUGCAACGAUAACUAGGAAACACCGAUGGAAAUUCUUUGAUGAAUGACACAUUUUCUACGUGCAAAAUAUGUUUGCUAUAUCCAGAAUUUGUUGUACAUAUAUAGAGGCUUUGCAGAAAAAAAUUGAUUGUUUAUGCCCACUACACGUAACAAUCCUGCAGCAUAUAGCAUAGCCUUUCAAUAUGGCUGCUGUCCUAUUUUUGUAACUUUUCAGUACAAGGUAUAGCUACAAUGAAGUUGGAGUUAUUUCUGAUCAGCUUCCCCAGAUGGUGCAGGGUGGCGCAACGUCUCGUCCACCUGAGCACUUUCCAGUUUUCACCGUGUUCUGCUUUUACGUUUCCAAGUUCGCACACAAGUAAGCUUGUGAACUAGCUUCUGAACAAGCUUGUGAUGUGGCAAAGCCAAAUCCGUCGAGUGCAGAGAAGUGCAAUUGUUUCUGGAGAAAUCCCGGCCGAUGCUGAAACGCGACGCCAAACAGGACUACGAAGAUUUUAUUUUCCACUGAAAUUCUGGCACACCAUUUUCCAGUAAUUUUUGCAAAAAAAGUUUAUUACGUUUGACAAUCGUUUGGUUAUAUUUGCAGCGCGUUCCUUCGCAAUUGUUCAUUAAAAGUGGGCUAGAAUCACACGUAUAGCAGCGGGAGUAUAUGCGACGAAUAGUUCUUUAUAUACAAUAUUUUGCUAUUCCCGGGUUUGUUACACGUGGGUUUGCCGGCAACCAUUCUGCUCUCGGUGCCUCUGCCAAACAAUCUUCUUUGCGAGGGGCCCGAACGAAUGCAGGCCCCUCGCAUGGCUUGUGGCUCCUACAGGGCCAUACCUGCCCAAAGGAAAUAAAUUAGUGAACAAAAGGUAAGGGCGCAAACGAGCUGGUGGUCCCUUUUUGUCCCAGUCUCGGGGUUUUUGUCGAAAUGGAAAUAAAUUGUUGGAGACUGAUCCACUGCA
Molecule: messenger RNA, 3053 nt
Organism: Ixodes scapularis (black-legged tick)
Lineage: Eukaryota; Metazoa; Arthropoda; Arachnida; Ixodida; Ixodidae
Product: 3'-5' ssDNA/RNA exonuclease TatD
Exons: 4
Coding region: 191-1117 (308 amino acids)
Cellular component (GO): cytosol
Molecular function (GO): single-stranded DNA 3'-5' DNA exonuclease activity
Source: RefSeq, a predicted model, not a curated record